CAGGUUGAACCCGCUCCCCCCAAGCAACGCAAGUCCGUCGCAUUCAGUGAAGGCGCUGUCAUUAUGGAUACCAACGGAGAAGUCACGGAGGCUGUUCCGGCUGUUGAGAAGCCGGUUGCUGAGACUGAGGACAAGGCCGUCGACGAAGUCACCGAAUUGUUCAAGGGCCUUUCGAAAAAGAAGAAGAGCAAGAAGCCCAAGGAUGCCGAGGGAGCAGACGACGAGGCCACGCCCGCAGGCGACGGCGAAUUCGACGUGUCCGCCUUGAAGAAGAAGAAGAAGAAGCCGAAGAAGGUCGACGCGGGCGAUUUCGAGGCCAAGUUGGCCGAGGCCGGUGUUGCAGAGAACGGCGGCGCCGCCGCUGAGGAGAAGGAAGAGGAGGUGCCCGAGGGUGACCACGAAGCUGGAACCGGUAUCUGGGCUCACGACGCCGCGCAACCCAUUCCUUACACGCUGCUUGUGUCCCGAUUCUUCUCCCUCAUUCAGAGCCACCACCCCGAUUUGUUGUCCAGCGGUACCAAGUCGUAUAAGAUCCCGCCGCCCCAGUGUCUGCGUGAAGGUAACCGUCGUACGAUUUUCGCCAACAUUGCCGAUAUCUGCAAGCGCAUGAAGCGCUCCGAUGAUCACGUUAUGCAGUUCUUGUUCGCCGAAUUGGGUACCAGUGGUAGUGUGGAUGGUAGUCGUCGUCUGGUUAUUAAGGGUCGUUUCCAGCAGAAGAUGAUUGAGAAUGUGUUGAGAAGAUAUAUUGUCGAAUACGUCACCUGCAAGACCUGCCGCAGUCCCGACACUGAGCUCAACAAGGGUGAAAACCGUCUAUACUUCGUUACUUGCAACUCCUGUGGAUCCCGUCGUUCCGUUGCCGCCAUCAAGACCGGUUUCCGUGGACAGGUCGGCCGCAGAAAGAGACAGGGUUAA
Molecule: messenger RNA, 915 nt
Organism: Aspergillus sclerotioniger CBS 115572
Lineage: Eukaryota; Fungi; Ascomycota; Eurotiomycetes; Eurotiales; Aspergillaceae
Product: translation initiation factor eIF2 subunit beta
Exons: 3
Biological process (GO): formation of cytoplasmic translation initiation complex; translational initiation; formation of translation preinitiation complex
Cellular component (GO): eukaryotic translation initiation factor 2 complex
Molecular function (GO): translation initiation factor binding; translation initiation factor activity; mRNA binding
Source: RefSeq, a predicted model, not a curated record